AACCAAGCUGGUCAAUUAGGCUUCGAGAUGAAAGGAGGAAUGUGCAGAGCCAGGCUGCGGGGGAUUUGGGCUGAUCCUGCAAACAGCAGGCUCAGGCUUUCGUCACUUCGGGCAGUUAAGAGUUCUCCAGAUUGGGGCUGCUUGGUAAGGAUGACUUCAGGUGAGCUCAGAACCCCCCAGGCAACCUCAGGCACCCUAUAAAAGGAGCAGGAGCCUGCACUCAUCCCAUCUCCCUCACCUGCAGACUCUCCUACAUCAGGACCACUCUCACCCCCGCACGGAAAUGUCCUGCUACGACCUGUGCCCCACCACCAGCAAUGGCAUCGCCUGCCCCCAGCCCAUCGCCAACAGCUGCAACGAGCCCUGCGUGCGGCAGUGCCCUGACUCCACCGCCCUGAUCCAGCCGCCCCCGGUCGUGGUCACCUUCCCCGGGCCCAUCCUCAGCUCCUUCCCCCAGCAGGCCGUGGUGGGCUCCGCCGGCGCCCCUGCCGUUGGGAGCUCCCCGGGGCUGGGAGGCAUCUACGGCUCUGGGAGCCUGUACGGGUACGGAGCCUCCCUGGGCUACGGAGCCCAAUACGGCUACGGCAGCUCCGCGCUGGGCAGCGGCUCCUGCACCCCCUACGGCCCGCGGCGCUUCGGCCGCAUCCUCCGCGGCAGCUGCGGCCCCUGCUAAGGGCUGCAGGGAGCUCUCCCAGGAGCGUACAGCACCGAGAAGCGCAGAGCAAUGAGGAUGGGGGCUGAGCUUUCCUGCAGCCCCGCGAUGGAGCUGCUGCCUCCCAGCGUCUCGGAUCUCUCUCUCUGGUCUUCCCCCUUUGGCUCUUGGUUCGUCGCUGGCUCUUUGCUGCCUGCUGCAGCUUCCCAGUGCUGUUUAAGCACCGUGGUCAGCGUAUUUCCACAUGGACACCACUCACCACAGGGAUCCAGCAGUGGAUUUUACUUCAGGCAUCCUCACCAGAAGCUGCACAACCGACAGAGAUCAGCUGAGGACAGCAACGACUCCAAGCAGGACAUUUGCUGAACGUUCUGGGGUUGGACUGGGUGACCUCCAAAGGUCCCUCCCAACCCAUUCUGUGAUCCCCUAAAGCUCUCUGCAAAGAGAUUUUCCAGGUUCUGUGCUUUCUUGCUUUGCAAACCUCAGCAUUUCUUGCUCAUUAAAAUGUAGUUGCAUCACA
Molecule: messenger RNA, 1172 nt
Organism: Pogoniulus pusillus (Red-fronted tinkerbird)
Lineage: Eukaryota; Metazoa; Chordata; Aves; Piciformes; Lybiidae
Product: scale keratin-like
Exons: 2
Coding region: 284-673 (129 amino acids)
Cellular component (GO): intermediate filament
Molecular function (GO): structural constituent of cytoskeleton
Source: RefSeq, a predicted model, not a curated record